AUGGGUGGGCUGUGCGAUGGUGCUCAGUGGUUAUGUGAUGAUGCAAAAUGUAUUGCCAGCUUCUGGCACUGUGAUGGACAUAGCGACUGCAUGGAUGGCUCGGAUGAAUUGGACUGUGCCUGCAAGAAAGGGGAAUUCGACUGCAGAGAUCACUCCCGCUGUGUGGACAGUUUGCUUGUUUGUGACAAUAACCCUGAUUGUGACGAUGGCUCUGAUGAAGUAAACUGUCUUGAAAACCAGACCUGUCUCAAGGGGGAGUGGAAGUGCCAGAACCAAAUUUGCAUCGGUCAGGAUCUUCGAUGCAAUGGUGUUGACGACUGCACUGACAGUUCUGAUGAAGAAAGCUGUGGGAAGUGCAAUGAGCAAGGCCUUAAGUGCUCUGAUGGGAAAUGUGUGUCAGCAGUCAAGGUGUGUGAUGGAGAGGCAGACUGCACAGAUGGAAGGGAUGAGCCAGCUACCUGUGGUUAUUAUUGCACUGAUAAUAACGGUGGUUGCAAUCAGAGUUGUGAAGACGCUCCAUGGGGGGCUCGGUGUGGAUGUGCUGAGGGCUGGAUGCUGAAACCAGGAGACAACAGAGCAUGUGAGGAUGUUGAUGAGUGCUCUUUGCCAUAUGAUCCAUGCACCCAGCUUUGCAACAAUACAGUUGGUUCGUUUGUCUGCAGCUGUGUGAAGGGCUAUCUGCUUCAUGAAGGAACCCUCUGUAUGGCUGAAGAAAAUGCCACACUAAUUUUAACAGCACAAGAAGAAAACCUGGGUCUUCUGAACAUUCGGACGGGAAAGUUUGAGAUUCUUGUGGCAACAAGUGGUUCACCAGGGGCCAUUGCAUAUGAUCUGUCACGCAAUGCAUUUUACUGGGUUGAUGACCAAGAAAUCAUCAAUGUAUAUGUGAGAGGAUACAACUCAAGUGCAGAUGGGGUUCGCAGUCUUGCAGUAGACUGGCUUACAGGACAGCUAUACUGGACUAACCACAAGAGAAAGGCCAUAUACGUUGGUGCUGCGGAUGGUAGUGGAUAUGUGACAGUCCUGGGGAAGAACAUAGAUCCGAAGGAUACCAUGUUUUGGAUUAACAAAGGAGGAAAUGGGCAAGCCAGUAUUGAGGCAGCUCAAAUGGAUGGCUCUAUGAGGAGAGUAAUAGCAGUCAUCACAGCACAGGAAGCAAGCGGCUUGACACUGGAUUACACAGUAGAAAGGCUGUAUUGGAUGAGUAAAUACAAGAAGUCUGUAGAAACAGUGAAAGUCGAUGGCACGGGACGCUACUCCUUCCUGCAUGUGUUCCAAAAAGGACAGAGGACUGUGGGCUUUGCGUUGUUUGAGGACUGGUUCUACUGGUCUGAUGAAAAGCAGCUCUGGCAAGCAUCCCGCAGCCGCCUUAAAGAUAGGAUUGCCCUUGUUGAGGCUUCAGGCUCCAUCAUAUCGGUUUUCCAUGAACUACAGCAGCCUAAAGACCUAAAAGUCAUGUACGCAACAGCAAAAAGUUUGUAUCAAUUGGAGUUUGGGGAAAUGGGUGCUGUCAAGGAGAAAACAUCAAUUCUGACCUUCCUUGAAAACAUCACAUCAUUCGACUUUGACUGGAAGAGAAACUGGAUCUACUGGACAAAUGGAAGUGGACAGGUAAAACGGGCAAGAGCCAAGGAAGAUGAAUCUGAACUCAUCCCAACAUCAGUUCCAGUUUGCUCUAUCAGAGUUGACAUGGAAACUGGAAACCUGUAUUGGUUGUCAUGUGAUGGGCAUGAUGUUGGAGCCCAAGAUGGCAGCAGAAAUGAAACAAAGAAGCUGUACCACGCAGGGGAAGUCAUCACUGACCUGUAUGUCGAUUGGCCAAGGGGUCGUUUGUACUGGCUGGAAAAGGGCCAAGUUAUUAGGAUGAGUCUGGCUGGUGGAAACGUUGAAGAAAUAUUGGAUGCAUCAGAAUCUGAAAUUGGUCAAGUAGUAAUGGAUAUAAAAUCCAACAGCUUCAUCUGGAAUGGCGAUCAGUCUGGUUUGCGUAUCAUGAGUGUGUUAAAGGACAAAAUGUACUUUCCAAAGAAAACCCUGAAAGGAUCAACUGUUGCGGCACACGAGCCGUUCCUGCUGUCCUUGCAGGAUGGCACACUCACUCUGUGGGACAGAAGGGAGAUGAGAACUCUCACAACAGUGGAACUGGAGAAGAGUGGUAUUGUGAGGGUGAUGACUGUGACAGGCGAUGUACAAAAAGAUUCAAAAGCUUUUAAAAGACCUGCCAACACUCCUGCUCGUGUUUGUCCUCGGACAUUUGUGCCAUGUAAGGAUGGGAGUGACUGUGUUGCUCAUGACCACCAGUGCGACGGGGAGAAGGACUGCAAGGAUGGCUCAGAUGAGGACAACUGUCCCCGGGAAUGCAAUGAGUCUGGUAACCUACGUGUAUAUGACUUUCAGAAACAGAAAGUUUUUGGUGUCUUGAUGGAAGAAAGUGCAUUGAAUCGAAGUGGGUUUGUGAUGGAGUACCACAGUGUGCUGACGGUUCGGAUGAGGCGGACUGCCGGAAGCCAACCGAAAGCUGUCCCUUCCACUGUGACAAUAAGACCAAAUGCAUUCCUAACCAUGCUCGAUGUGAUCAUCAUGAAGAUUGCAAUGACAAAACGGAUGAAGAAAACUGUGGAUGGAAGUGAAUGUGUUUCCUAUCGCCACCUGUGUGACGGAGAGGAGGACUGUCCUGAUGGCUCUGAUGAAAAGAACUGUGUUGCCAGUGUGUGUAAUGAGCCAGGGCAAUUUCAAUGUCUAAGUGACAAGAAGUGCAUUGAAGCAGAGCUGGUUUGUGAUGGAGUGCCGCAGUGUGUCGAUGGUUCAGAUGAAGCAGACUGUCAGCAGCCAACUGCAGAAGACUGUGACUUCCACUGUGACAAUAACACCAAAUGCUUUGCUGGCGGAGUUGUAUGUGAUGGUAAAGAAGACUGCGAAGAUGAAACUGAUGAGAGAAACUGUGAUUCAAAGGCUUUUAAAAGACCUACCAGUGCUUGUCCUCGGACAUUUGUGCCUUGUAAGGAUGGGAGUGACUGUGUCGCUCAUGACCACCAGUGCGACGGGGAGAAGGACUGCAAGGAUGGCUCAGAUGAGGACAACUGUCCCCGGGAAUGCAAUGAGUCUGGGCAUUUUCAGUGUCUGCAUGGCAAAAAGUGUAUCAAAGAGAAUCAGGUUUGUGAUGGUGUAUCACAUUGUCUCGAUGGCUCGGAUGAGGCCAAAUGCUGGAAACCCACAGAAAACUGUUUCUUCCGCUGUGACAAUAACACCAGAUGCUUUCCAGAACAAUUCCGAUGUGAUGGUGAACACGACUGUGUUGAUGGAUUAGAUGAAGGAAACUGCAGUGAAGAGUGUGGUGCUUCAGAGUUUCAGUGCAGCAGCGGGCAGUGCAUUUCCUCUGUCCUGCGAUGCGAUGGAGACACAGACUGCAGAGACCACUCUGACGAACUGAAUUGCUCUAAGCCUCCGCGCUGCCUGUCGGGGAAGAGGUGUCCAGAGAGCAAGGAGUGCUUUAUAGAGGAGUGGCUAUGCGACGGGGACUUGGAUUGUAAGGAUGGCUCUGAUGAGAAGAACUGCAAGUUUUUUGAAGUGAACUGCAGUGAGUUGCAAUGGUCCUGUUCCUCAAAAACCCAAUGCAUUCCCAAUUCCUGGCAUUGUGAUGGAGAGCAGGACUGCUCGGAUGAGAGUGAUGAGAAUGGAUGUGCCCCAGUGAAGUGUCCAAGCCAUCAGUUUCAGUGUGGCUCUCCUGUGGAAUGCCUCAACAUAAGCAUGGUCUGUAAUGGGAUAAACAACUGUGUGGAUGGAUCAGAUGAAGGUGGGGACUGCAGCGCUCUUAGCUGUGGAAAGAAAUGCUCACAGACCUGCUACAAGACACCUAAUGGACCAAAGUGUGGUUGUCUGAGGGGGUUUAGACUCGCCAGUGAUGGGCUGUCCUGUGUGGAUAUUGAUGAGUGUGAGGAGCUCCCCCAUGGUUUUUGUAGCCAGACCUGUCGCAACAUGAAUGGGUCGUUCAGCUGUGGCUGUCACCCGGGAUACUUGCUGGAGCUAGACGGUCGCAGGUGUAAAGCAAGCCAGGAGCCAUUUUUGCUAGCAUCUGUCCAGUUUGACUUGCUGCUUUAUGGACUGAGAAGCUUCAAAGAGGAUGUUCUUACUUUCACUGGAAAGAAAAUUAUCUUUUCAGUGGACUAUGAUUGGAAGGAGAAAAAGGUGUUCUGGUUAAGUUUUGAUGCUGAGAGUAUAAAAUGGAUAACGUUGGACCAGAAAAACAAGGGGACAAUAGUAAAAGGAAUCAAGUCUGAUUGUAUAGCAGUGGACUGGGUGGGUAGGAACCUGUACUGGACUGAUGGAGCUGCUGGACAGAUCUUGGCUGUUAGUCUGUUUUCCAAUUCAGCUGAGGCCCACAAUUAUACAGUGGUGUUGGAUGAGGAUCUAGAGCAGCCCCGCUCUCUUGUGCUCCAGCCUCUCAGUGGGUUGAUGUACUGGUCUGAAAUUGGAGGAGAGCCACAGAUAGAAAGAGCUGGGAUGGACGGCUCUAGCAGGAAAACGCUCAUUACGAAGGGGCUCGGGUGGCCUAUUAACCUAGCUCUUGAUUUGCUGAGCGAGAGGAUCUUCUGGGCAGAUGACAAAUUCAGAUGCAUUGGAUCAGCAAAUUUAGACGGCACAGAUAUAAAGUUGUUUCAGCUUCUAGAAACUCCAAGUCCUUUCUCUCUAAGUGUAUUUGAAGAUGCAAUUUACUGGUCCGAUACCAAAAUGAGAACAAUUCAAAAAGCCAACAAAGAGACUGGCAAGAAUCGGACUGUCCUUAUUAAACAACUUGGUCAACCCUUUGGACUGAAGGUUAUACACGAGACACUUCAGCCAAUAGCUUUUAACCCCUGCCAAAAUCUGGGCUGUUCUCAUCUAUGUCUGUUGGGACCAAAACAGAGUGGAAUGUGCAGGUGUCCCAUUGGAUUCCUGCUGGCUAAUGAUGGCACAACCUGUGUACUACCAGCAGACACUGCAUUUCUGUUCCUUGUUUCACCUUCUGUCAUCACUCAGCUUUACCUCAAGAACAUCCAGUCCACUAUUGGCCUGAAGACAUUGCCUGAACACAAAGCCCUCUCUGUCCCCAUCAUCAACCAGAUAACUGCUAUGGAUUACGUGCUCAAGGACCAGUCUGUCUAUGCUGCUGACUCGGAGGGAGGCUUUAUUGCACAGUUCAAGCUGAAGGAGCAGGAGCUGGUCUUUCGUGGGAAGGUGCUCCAGCUGGAGGGCGAUGUGGUGACGUCCCUGGCUGUGGACUGGAUAACCCACAACAUCUACUGGAGCAGCAGGCAGCAACUCAUUCAUGUGACCUUACCCAGCAAGUCCUACACAGCCAUCCUCUUCGACAGAGACCUCAACCAGCCAAAUUCCAUUGCCGUUCACCCGCCCUCUGGAGUCAUGUGCUUUUCACACAUGCGGGAAGAGGGUAGGCGUGGUGCACCCCAGAUAGAAUGUGCCUACAUGAACGGAAUGAAUAGGAAGCUGCUGUGGAAGAAGGCAACGAUGCCCACUAGCCUGGUGUUUACUAACUCUGGCACUAUGCUUUACUGGGCUGAUAUUGGUGCUGGAGUCAUUGGUUCCAUUUCACUUAAUGGUUUAAAUUACAAAGAGUACAAAACAGGACCGGAGCGUCUUGCUGCUUUUACACACAUUGAAAAGAUGCUCUUCUGGACAACAGUCAAUGGGACAAACCACUGUGUGGAAAAGAAUGGUGGGUGCAGCCACAUCUGCCUGCCUUACCCAGGAGGAAGGACCUGCAAGUGUCCUAUAGGCUACAGCUCGACUAAUGCAACAGUCUGUGGGAAGGAUAUGAGGUGCCCAGAGAUGACCAGGCUCUGCAAAGAUGGACGAAAGUGUCUGCUGAGGGAGAGGUUCUGCGAUGGGCAGGCAGACUGUCUGGAUGAAUCUGAUGAGGAGAAUUGCUAUGACAACGUCUCAGUGUGGCCUGGAUUCUGGUGCGAAAGAAGCAGCCCUUUGACUUCCGGAACAGUCGGAGUUUGCCGGCUGUUUGAGGAAGUGGUAGUUGAUAAGAAGGUGAACGCAAGAGUCAUGAACACUGACAAGCAAGUUCCCCUGUCAGAUACGACUAUUGUGCAGUGUACAGACAUUGGAUAA
Messenger RNA from Polyodon spathula (Mississippi paddlefish), 6114 nucleotides. RefSeq names its product low-density lipoprotein receptor-related protein 2-like. Lineage: Eukaryota; Metazoa; Chordata; Actinopteri; Acipenseriformes; Polyodontidae. Bases 1 to 6114 code for a protein of 2037 amino acids. The record is from RefSeq and is a predicted model, not a curated record. The transcript has 32 exons. Gene Ontology annotation, molecular function: calcium ion binding; protein binding.